Messenger RNA from Alligator mississippiensis (American alligator), 2285 nucleotides. It is a transcript of the gene PLPPR2, whose product is annotated as phospholipid phosphatase related 2. The record is from RefSeq and is a predicted model, not a curated record. Bases 657 to 1802 code for a protein of 381 amino acids. The transcript is spliced from 9 exons. Gene Ontology annotation, molecular function: phosphatidate phosphatase activity. Gene Ontology annotation, biological process: phospholipid metabolic process; phospholipid dephosphorylation; signal transduction. NCBI's taxonomy places the organism in Eukaryota, Metazoa, Chordata, Crocodylia, Alligatoridae.
GACUCUUGGGUUCCUUGGGAGAGGGGGCCGGGGCAGAACGGGUCCCUAAGGGAGAGGGGGAGGCUGUGUAACACCCCUCCCCCACAGACCCUGGUGCCUCUUCACCGUCCCCUGCCUCAGUUUCCCCGUAACACAGACACCCACCAGGCCCCGCGGGAGGAUGGGGAAGCUGGACCGGAGGGAAUGGGGAAACCCACAGCGGUGGAGCUGCUCCCUCAGACCCCCCAAUCCCGGGCUCUUGGGAAGGGGGCGGGCUUUCGCAGGGAAGAAUCUCUGAAGGGGGGAAAUAUCCUUUGGCGGUGGGAGGUAGAGGCUGGGAGCCCGGAAGCCUGGUUUCCAUCCCAAGCUCUGCCUCGCUAAGAAAGCCCCCCGCCCCAAAGGAAGGGCAUGGAUGUCGUGGGGGAGGACGGUCGCAGCUUCGGGCCGGGUCCCGUCCCUCCCCGCAUCAAGGGCAGCUGGGGUGGGGCGGUAUUAUCCUAAUGAGGGCGCCUGAUGCGCGCGCCCACCCCUCAUCGCCGCCCCUCUCGGCGCCUGCGCGCUGAGUCCGCGGGGCCGGAUCGGGCCGGGAUCGGGGCCGCCGCCUGCCAGGGAGCGAUGGCAGCGGCCUGAGCGCAGAGGCGGAGCGGAGCGGCCGCGGCCCCCCCAGCGCCUCAGCCAUGGCCGGGGCGAAGCCGGAGCCGAAGCGAAGCGUCUCCAUCAUCCCCUGCUUCGUGUUCGUGGAGCUGGGCAUCCUUGCAGGCACCGUGCUGUUGGCCUACCAGCUGGAGUUCACCGAUGCCUUCCCAGUGCAUGAGCGCGGCUUCUUCUGCCACGAUGGCGCGGUCGCCAAACCCUACCCAGGCCCGGAGGCUGCCAGCCGCGCUCCCCCCCGCCUGGUGCAUGCCCUUGUGGGUGCUGUGCCCACCUUGGCUAUCCUGGUUGGGGAAGUUGCUGCCUUUGUGCGCCAGCCCCGGUGGCGCCGGGAUGAGGAGGAGACAAUCAUGUCAGGGGCCUGCUGCGCCUUCACCCCCCUGCUGCGCCGCCUUGUGCGCUUUCUUGGUGUCUUCUCCUUCGGGCUCUUUGCCACAACCAUCUUCGCAGGCGCUGGGCAGGUGGUGUCGGGGACACAGGCCCCACAUUUCCUGGCCGUUUGUCGCCCCAACCUCACAGCACUCGGCUGCCACCUGCCUGGGCCACGCUACGUGGCUGCUGCCUGCUCUGGGGAUCCCGUGCUUGUGAGGGCUGCGCGCCGUGCCUUCCCCUGCCGUGACGCUGCCCUGGGCGCCUAUGCCAGCGUCUAUGCAGCUAUGUAUGUGACCCUGGUGGGCCCACGGGGCUCCCGGCUGGCACGGCCUGCGCUGUGCCUGGCACUUCUGGCUCCUGCCUUCCUGCUGGGCGUUGUACGUGUGGCAGAGCACCGCAACCACUGGGCCGACAUCCUGGCUGGCUUCCUCACUGGCACCGCUGUUGCUGCCUUCCUGGUGACGUGUGUGGUGAACAAUUUUGGCAGCCGGCUGGCAGGGCGCCAAGGCCGAGAAUUGGGGCCAGUGGGGGGUGAGGCUCCAGCCAUGGUCUCACCGUGCCCCCACAGCCCCAUGGAGAAGCUCAGUGUGGCCCAGGGAGUCCGGCCUCCACUGGAUGAGCCAGACUUCUCCACCCUCUUGACCCGGGGGCUGGAGCGGCAGCUGCGCAUAGUCCCCCCCGGAGGGGCCUACCCAAUCCCGGAGCUGGGGCCAUCUCUGUCCCCUGAGGCCCGGCUGAGCCUGCUGCUGACACCCCCCGACGUGCUCCUGGCUGCCCGCUCCGUCACCAGCCAAGUCUGACCCCCUGGUAGCGGGGGUCUCGCUCGGGGUGGGUGGGCAGCAGGGGGUAAGAGGCUCCCAGCUCCCCUGGCAGGUCAUGCAUCCAGACACCCAUGUAAUAGGGGGUUGGUCUGGAAUGAGGGGGGCAGCUCUGGGUCGGAGGGGACUGGUUACCCCCCCAGAAAGAGGGGGCUGGGAAACUUUGGGGGGGUGGGGGAGGGCAUGGGCACCUGUGUGCCCUAGAUGCCUGGGUUCCGUGUGUCAGUGUGGGCAUCCCUGCUGGAGAGAGCAAGGACUUGGGGGGUGGGGGGGACAGCAUGGGUAGCAAUCCCUAAGCCUGGACUCUUCCUCCAGAAGCUCAGGGUUGCUGGGAGGAAAGGACGGGGCUCUUCAAGGCCCCACACACUUGAUUCCACCUGUUUGGGGGACUCGGUGGAAGUGGGGACUGGAGGUGCUCAGGCCUGUUCCUCAGCUGAUGUAAUAAAGCCCAUGUUUGUAACCGUG